Molecule: messenger RNA, 1784 nt
Organism: Cydia pomonella (codling moth)
Lineage: Eukaryota; Metazoa; Arthropoda; Insecta; Lepidoptera; Tortricidae
Exons: 1
Coding region: 454-1479 (341 amino acids)
Source: RefSeq, a predicted model, not a curated record
AUCAUGGCGGACGUUCCGAGUCAGCACAUCGACCAAGCGCUCUUUGUAAUUAAUUAGUAAACAAAGUAUUUACGAGUGUCAAAGUAGUGUCUGUGUUCGAAAAAGUGACCUGAACUAUCAAGUUUCACAAGUGUUAUGACGUGUUGUGACUAAAACAUACGACAAGUGUAUAAAUUAACUAAAUUAAAUAACAGUUAAAUCCAACCUAACUACAGAGAUACCGUCAGUUAUCUUGAAAUAAGCUGCGAUCUGACUCCAGUGACAAAACGCAGGAAUUGUUUGUGCGUGCACGGCGCUUAAGUCUUUUAGGUUGACGCAGCACUCCAAGAUCGAUAAGUGUGCUGAUUUAUAAACACAUUUGAUAUUGUACCUUAUAAUAAUCCACCUGAACGUCGAUAUUCCCUUUACGGCCUAAUAUUGAUUUUAUUGUGAAAAUUUAUUAAGUCAAGUAAAAUGAAGUGCAAUAACUGCAGCCUCGAUCUAGCAUCAAAUGAAAUGCUAAAAUGUAGUGCAUGUCAACAUACGCUACACUACUUCUGUGUUGGGCUCUCAGAGGUGGAGUUCAAAAAAAUCCUUUCGAUGAACCUAAAAAAGUGGAAAUGUCCCUCUUGUAAGCAACCAAAGAAACCGACCACACCAACGACCACCGAGCCUAAGUCACCGCUGAUCAUUAAUGGAAGGUCAGAUGAUAACGUUGCGAACUUGCCAUCAAUAGUCAGCAUUGACACCGAUAUUUUAUUAAAGAGUAUGAACAGCCAGUUUCAGCAGUUGUCAAUGGAUAUGGAGGGCCUUAAGACUAGCGUCAACGGAAGAUUAGACCAACUGAGUGCCAGCAUCAAUGGUUGGGCCAGUAAAUUUCAAGAGCUAGAAGAGACCGUUACGAACGUUCGAGCCGAAGUUGCUGCCGUUACAGAAGAAAAUACGGCCCUCCGUAGUCAGUUAAAUGUGAUCCAGCAAAACCUCGACGAGCAAGAGCAAAAAGCCAGGCAGUGUAACAUUGAGAUACAAAAUUUACCUGCUAAACCUUCUGAAAACCUAAUCCAUGUGACUCUUGCCCUGGGUAAGGUAUUGAACGUCCCUUUAACGGUCGAAUCCAUAAAAGCAGUGCACAGAGUGGCUCCUAAUAUCCAAAGUGAUCGUCCGAAAAAUAUAAUCGUAGAGCUAUGUUCUCGCCGACUCCGCGACGACGUGAUAGCAGCCGCGCGCGCUCGCCGCGGUGUCACCGUCGGCCAGCUGCUUGAAGCCGCGGCGACCCCUAGCAGUGGGUCCGCUGACCAACAAAAAGCGGAAUCAAGACCUAUUUUCAUUAAUGAGCACCUGACGCUGAAAAAUAAAAUUUUAUACUCUAAAACACGUAAGGCCGUAGCCGAAAAGAACUAUAAAUUUGUCUGGAUAAAAAACGCCGCUAUUCUUGUUAGAAGAGACGAUUCAUCAGCUAUAAUACGUAUACGGAAGGAAAGCGAUUUGAUCAAGUUAUGAAGGUUUUGUGUAUAUUGUAUUGUUGAACUAUUACUAGAACUACUUCAUGUCUUAGUUAGGGUUUGCAUGCUGUAUUAUUAUUAUAUACGAUUAUAUUUUGCUAUCAUUGCUUUAGAUGCUACUAUGAUAUUGACACCAAUAAAAGUUAGGUUAACAUUCUGCACGAUAAAGUCUACUAAAAUAUUUGCGUUUGCAAGGGCCCCACAUUUAACUGUUGUUUUGAAAAUAUCACACUCUCACCUAAAUGCUAGAAACACAUUUUAUUGUCAUAAUAAUCUUCACAACAAAUAUAACAUUUUGCUGAA